This is a messenger RNA of Dendrobium catenatum, 1258 nucleotides long. RefSeq names its product transcription factor MYB2-like. Gene Ontology annotation, cellular component: nucleus. Gene Ontology annotation, molecular function: sequence-specific DNA binding; DNA-binding transcription factor activity. The transcript is spliced from 3 exons. Gene Ontology annotation, biological process: regulation of DNA-templated transcription. The coding region runs from base 373 to 1215 and encodes 280 amino acids. NCBI's taxonomy places the organism in Eukaryota, Viridiplantae, Streptophyta, Magnoliopsida, Asparagales, Orchidaceae. The record is from RefSeq and is a predicted model, not a curated record.
CAAUGAGAAGAAAAAGCGCAUAGAGGGAAACCGAGCUGGCAAGAAGAAGAACCGAAAUAAGAAAGAAAGGAGCAGUAGAAAAGUCAGAAUUCAAAGCCAUCCUCAGUCAGUCGUUUGGCUCGCAAUUUCAAACGAGUCCACUUUCUGUCUUAUAAAGGAUCUCAUGCUUAUUAUAAUUUUUAAAUAUUUUUGUUUAGUUUUUCCACACAUGCCACUUUACCUCUAUAUAAUGCCCUUCUCUUCGCUUUUCAUCAAAUCAAACCAAUUCCAUCCCAAUACAAUUUCACAAGCCUUCACAUCUUGCGCAUCUCUCUCUCUCUCUCUUCUAUUUGAUUGUCUCUCUCUGUCGCUCUGUGAUCGUCAGUUAGGGAGAUGGAAGUACAUGGAGGAGCAUGUAGUUCUGCAACUCCUCAUAGCGAGGAGGAGAUGGAGCUGAGGAGAGGGCCGUGGACGCUAGAGGAGGACCUUGUUCUAAUGAACUAUAUAUCCAGUCAUGGAGAGGGUCGCUGGAACUCACUUGCUCGCUGCGCAGGGCUUAAGAGAACGGGGAAAAGCUGCCGACUUCGGUGGCUGAACUAUCUCCGGCCGGACGUCCGGCGAGGUAACAUCACACCGGAGGAACAGCUACUCAUCCUCGAGCUCCACUCUCGCUGGGGAAACCGCUGGUCGAAGAUUGCGCAGCACCUCCCCGGAAGGACGGAUAACGAAAUAAAGAAUUAUUGGCGGACUCGAGUGCAGAAGCAUGCGAAGCACCUUCAGUGUGACGUUGACAGUAAGCAGUUCAAGGACGUCAUGCGCUACCUAUGGAUGCCCCGUCUCAUUGAACGGAUCCGUGCAGCUUCCGCCAACUCCAAAGCAACGGAAUCCGUCGCAGACUACGGGAACCUCGCCGCCGGCGACCACGCCUUCGAGGCCGGGACCGGAUGGGGCGGGCUUGGGGAAAUCGUCAAGCCCGGACCAGAGAGCCCGGCCACCACCGUCUCCAGUAGCGGCGCCGCCGGGUACGAAGUGGCCGAGAAGCUCAAGGCAGGUGAAGCGAUUCAGCUUAGUUUGCCGGCGCAGAUAGGCUGCGGCGGCGGAUGGCCGGAGCCCUCUCUGCCCAGCCCCGGAUAUGGCUACCAGGCCUUGCCGGAAUUGGAACAGUAUUGGGGAUUUGGAGGGGAGAUAAGUGACAAUUUGUGGAAUCUGGAAGAUUUUUGCUAUUUACAACAAUAGGUGGCAAAAUUUUGCAAAAGUUUCCAAAACUGACACGUGGCAG